AUGGAGUACUUGACCAGAAGCUUGCAAUCUGAAGCCAGGUCCCCUUAUUUUCGGUUUCACCCGAUGUGUAAGGGCUUGAAGUUGAUAAAUCUGUGUUUCGCUGAUGAUGUUAUCUUAUUUUGUAAGGGAUCUGUUGCUGCUAUUUCUGUUCUGAAAGACUCUUUAAAGAAGUUUAGUGAAGCUUCUGGUUUGUCUAUCAAUUCCAAGAAAUCCCAGGUGUAUUUUGGAGGAGUUGCAGCAGGAGUUAGGACUGAGAUUUUACAGGUGUUGAAUCUUUCAGCUGGGUCUUUCCCUUUGCACUAUCUUGGAGUGCCUUUGAGGCCUACUAAAUGGAAGCACACAGACUGUCGUUUACUGCUUAUUCAAACUGUUCUUUCUGGUCUGAGGAAUUAUUGGAUGUCUGUUUUCACGUUACCUCAAAGUAUCAUUAAAGAAGUUGAGAAGUUGUGUUGGCAGUUUCUUUGGGGGGCCUUAGGAACUCGCUGUAAGUUUCAUUUGGCUUCGUGGAACCAAGUUUGCUUGCCUAAGGCCUAUGGUGGUCUUGGUACUAGGGAUGGUACCAGCUGGAAUAGGGCUCUUCUUGCCAGGUAUAUAUGGGCUGUAUCGACUAAACAGGACUCGCUUUGGGUAAAAUGGAUUCAGCAUGUCUAUCUAAAGGGGGUGAACUUCUGGGAUUAUGCUUUGAAGCAUGAUAGUAAUUGGUAUUGGCGUAAGCUAUGCCAUCUCAGGAACCGGUUUAGUGAAAGAGAAAUUCUGGCUGCUGAGACAACUUGGCCAAGUGUACCAUUCCCAUUGACAGCCUUCUAUGCCUUGUCUGUGAAGAUCAACGGGAGAGUCACAGCCAUCUCUUCUUCGACUGCUACCUGUCAAAGAAGGUUCUGCAUUGCAUUUUCUCAUGGCUGGGUUUUCGUGCGUGGGCUUCCAGUUCUCGGCCUGGACCGUGGGUCUCAACCUCAGCCGGAAAAACAGAAUGAGCAUGACCAUAAAUAUGAUUCUUGCAGCUGUUGUUUAUCAAAUCUGGAGGAAUAG
This is a messenger RNA of Humulus lupulus (European hop), 1029 nucleotides long. RefSeq lists its product as uncharacterized. The transcript is spliced from 3 exons. The coding region runs from base 1 to 1029 and encodes 342 amino acids. Lineage: Eukaryota; Viridiplantae; Streptophyta; Magnoliopsida; Rosales; Cannabaceae. The record is from RefSeq and is a predicted model, not a curated record.